Messenger RNA from Alternaria hordeiaustralica, 432 nucleotides. RefSeq lists its product as uncharacterized. The coding region runs from base 1 to 432 and encodes 143 amino acids. Lineage: Eukaryota; Fungi; Ascomycota; Dothideomycetes; Pleosporales; Pleosporaceae. The transcript has 2 exons. The record is from RefSeq and is a predicted model, not a curated record.
AUGACCGACUCAAGUACUGCAAAAAUAUCGUCCGCCCCGAGAUGCGUGCCAUCCUACGACAUCAGCGAUCCACUUCAGCAGGAGGUCACGCGCAUUCUCAGAAGCUUCAAGAAUGAUAUCCUCGGUAUCAAGUUCCUAGGUAACGACGGCGUUCUGCGCUCGCUAACUGCAGAUCGCAAAGUGCUCUCUGCGGAAGGACUCAGACCUGAACUCAUCGAAACUUUUCUGAGCCGCUUUCCAGAAGACUUCAGAGCGCAAAUGACGAAUCCAGUAUUCGCCGAUGGUAGCAAGACGCCUAAAGAGAGGUGGUUUGAGCCGGAUGCAGGGACUUUGCCGGAGCCGCUGUCUCAGCAGGAGAUUGACAAGGUCAAGAAUCAGCCUGACGAGCGGAAGGACUUGCUACGAACGCGUAUGCGUGAGGAUGAGAAGUGA